This is a messenger RNA of Verticillium nonalfalfae, 1170 nucleotides long. RefSeq lists its product as uncharacterized. Gene Ontology annotation, biological process: transmembrane transport. Bases 1 to 1170 code for a protein of 389 amino acids. Gene Ontology annotation, cellular component: membrane. Gene Ontology annotation, molecular function: transmembrane transporter activity. NCBI's taxonomy places the organism in Eukaryota, Fungi, Ascomycota, Sordariomycetes, Glomerellales, Plectosphaerellaceae. The record is from RefSeq and is a predicted model, not a curated record. The transcript is spliced from 6 exons.
AUGUCUCCGACGAUCCAGCCCGCAAAGUCCGGAGAUGGCGCUGUGCUAUCGCCCAUCCACACCGAAGAUGUCCUGAAGAGUGAAGUCGAAGAACGUCGGGACUACUCCGGCGCCCGCGAGAAAACCGACCCCCGCGAGAUCGCACUUGUCCGCAAACUGGACUGGUGGAUCAUGCCUAUUCUUUGGCUGAUGUAUUGGUUGAACUAUCUUGAUCGAAACGCCAUUGCCCUUGCGAAACUCAACACUCUGGAGAAAGACCUAAACCUCACAGGAUCACAGUACCAAACAUGCGUGUCCAUCCUGUUCGUCGGUUACGUCAUCGUCGGCAUCCCAGCCAACAUGGUGGUCACCCGAAUUAGGCCCAGCAUAUGGAUGGCCUCAUGCAUGACUGUGUGGGCCAUCAUCAGCGGGCUCACGGCGAUUAGUCGCAACUACACCGGCCUGCUGCUGACCCGUUUCUUCUUGGGUAUCACCGAAGCUCCUUACUACCCAGGUGCCCUCUACAUCCUGGCAACCUUUUACACACGAAAAGAAUUAGCCACGCGCAUUUCAAUUCUUUACACCGGCAAUAUCCUUGCGACAGCAUUUGCUGGUCUGAUUGCGUUGGGCAUCUUUGAGAUGCACGGCAUGGCUGGCAUCUCGGGAUGGCAAUGGCUCUUCAUUAUACAAGGCGCUGCCACGCUCAUCGUCGCUCUCGCGGCCUUCUUCAUCCUUCCUGACGAGCCCCUCACCACGAAAUGGCUGACACCAGAGGAGCGUAAGCUAGCCCAUGAAAGAACCCAAGAGGAUACUGUGGCAAACCAGGGCCAGACUACAACCUGGUCAGGCAUUCUGGAUGCUGCCAAGGAUCCAAAGGUCUGGCUGUUUGUGGCUAUGCAGCACGGCCAUCUCGGAGCAAACGGAUUCAAGAACUUUUUCCCCACUGCCAUUCGCACACUUGGAUUCAACCAAACGAUUACCCUUGUUCUUACGUGCCCGCCGUAUCUCAUUGCUGGCUUUGUCUCGAUUGCUUGGUCAUGGUCAUCUGGUAGAUUCAAUGAACGCACAUGGAAAGGCGAUCGCUGUAUUUGGUUGCCAUCUGGCGCGUGGGGCAUGCGGUACUGGCUGAAGCAAGAGAACGAGAAGAUCCGGCAGUCGGAAGAUGAGACAACUGUUUUCUACGCCUACUGA